UCUCCUCACAGAAAACUAGGGCUAAUUCAUUAUGUUAAACUAAAAUAUUACUAUAUCAAAUAAAUUAUUUUUUUUAGAAAGGAAGAAAUACUACCAAUUAACUAGUAAUUAAAAUUAUCUGAUGAAAAUAUGACACAUACGCAUAAUCACAAUACUCCUUCUGUCCCCUUGUCAUAUUUUAUUUUAUGGAAGUAAAACAUUAUAAUUUUAUUAUUAUCAAAGACUAUUAAAGAGUGACUCAAAAAAAUAAUUUUUGAAUAUUUUGUUGCCGGGUUGGUGCUAAUUUUCCAUGAUUUAGUGCUAGCUUAGUAGUCUACAGAAGUGAGAGUUGCCAACUGUAAUGCAGCUGUCUGAACCUUCUUCUUCUUCUUCUUCCCAUAAUUCCCAUUCCAAUUUCUGACAGCCCAUCGUUACCUUUGUAAACCCAACCGCUUAAAUUCCUGUACAAAAACAAACCUCGUUUUUAAUUCCUAAACCUCAAUUUAAUUAACUAAAAAGAAUUCACAGUAAAUAAAACAAGUUGAAAAAGAAAAGAAUCCCACUGUAAAACCCCUCUUCUUUUCAUAAACCGCUGGCAGCUUUCCUUUUGAGCUCAUUUAGCCCAGAAAAAGAAGAAAGCCUCAUUUUGCUGACUCUUCUGCUUCUUUGUUCUUUCCUAUUGAGGAGAUUGAAGAUCUGAAAUCGAAGAAAAAAUGCACGCGAAAACGGAUUCAGAAGUUACCAGUUUAGCCCCAUCUUCACCGGACCACAGCCGCCGGCCGGUGUACUACGUUCAGAGCCCUUCCCGGGAUUCACACGAUGGAGAGAAGACGACUACCAUGUCGUUUCAUUCCACCCCAGUGCUCAGCCCCAAUGGCUCUCCGCCUCACUCUCAGUCCUCCGUCGGCCGCCACUCUAGGGAAUCCUCCACCAGCCGAUUCUCCGGCUCAUUGAAGCCCGGAUCGAGGAAGAUCAACCCGAAUGAUGCCGGAUCGGGUUCGAAUCGGCUUCCUGGUGGGAAAGGGCAAAAGGGUUGGAAAGAAUGUGAUGUGAUUGAAGAGGAAGGGCUGCUUGAAGAUGGGGAGAGGGGGAAAUCUCUUCCUAGGCGAUGCUAUUUCCUUAUUUUUGUUUUGGGAUUUUUUGUGCUUUUCUCACUCUUUGCACUUAUAUUGUGGGGUGCUGCCAAACCGCAGAAGCCCAAGAUCGUCAUGAGGAGUAUUACUUUUGAGAGAUUCGUGGUUCAAGCUGGUUCAGAUACCAGUGGAGUGGCGACUGAUAUGAUUUCGCUGAACGCCACACUUAAGUUCACUUUCCGCAACACUGCUACAUUUUUCGCUGUUCACGUUACAUCAAGCCCGAUUGAUAUAUCAUAUUCGGACCUCACAAUUGGUUCUGGAUCACUGAAGGAAUUUCAUCAGAGAAGAAAGAGCCAGAGGCUUGUGACUGCAUCAGUGAUAGGGGAUAAGAUUCCUAUGUAUGGAAGUGGAGCUGGUUUAAGCACACAAACUGGAGCUCCAGCUCUGCCAGUCCAAUUGAGAUUGAACUUUGUGGUAAAGUCAAGAGCUUAUGUCCUGGGUAAAUUGGUGAAGCCAAAGUUUAAUAAGGAGAUCGACUGUGCAUUUACCUUCGAUCCCAAAAAGCUCAACUCCCCCAUCUUGCUAAAGAAUGCUAAUUGUACAUACACUUGAAGAGUUUGCUCUAUAUAUUCUUUGUCUAUUCCUGUUUCCUGUUCUUGGAGAAAUGUUACUGAUUCGGAUUUCACUUACUGCAACAACUGAGGAGGCCAGAGUUCUUCCGGUAUGGUUUCCGAGUUUGAAUGACUGGUGCAACGCAGUCUGGAUUUGGCUGUGAUUUUUGGUGAUCUUUCACCAGCCGGCAAUCUAACUUUGAAGAAUUGAAGAGCGGAAGAAUGGUGGAUGGUUGAUAUUUUUUGGAGGCUUAUAUAUUACGUGUAAAAGUAUUAUUAAGAUAGUCUGAACAUGUUAUUAUCUGUAUAAUCUCUUAUCAUAAUCUUGAUUUAUUCUUUGGACUAUUAUUUUAUUCAUAAAUCAAUAUACAUAAAAUCUUCUUAGCGGC
Molecule: messenger RNA, 2055 nt
Organism: Oldenlandia corymbosa var. corymbosa
Lineage: Eukaryota; Viridiplantae; Streptophyta; Magnoliopsida; Gentianales; Rubiaceae
Source: the annotation of a GenBank genome assembly